AUGCCGUGCCUGCUUCUGAACCCCAUUGCCAGCCUGGAGGUGCCGCAUAACGCCAUCAUGCCCAUUGCGCUGUGGCCCUCCACGCCCACGCCGAAAGCUGAGGCUUACGCGCUGCACAGCGACGGGAAGUGCUGGCCAUUGCUUCUGAACGCGCCCCAGAACGAGAACGGGCCAGAUCAGGGACCAGCAACCGUUCUGUUCGAGAUCGAGGACCAUCGUGCAGACGGGCCGGCGGGGAAGAGUUCGUUUUUCGACCGACAGAGCAGUCAACUUGUGAAAGUGAAGAACACGUUCAUCGAUGGGUUCUUUGAUGACGAGGACCAGAUCGACGGUCUGGCUGUGGCCGCCUGCAAGAGCUGGUGCGUCGGCGUCAGGCGGCAGGGCUCUGCGUCUUUGUCUUGCGGCAGCACGUCUGACGGGGAGAGUCUGACGGCGCCGUCAUCACUGAAAGGCUCUGUGCAGCUGGGCCUCUCGGCGGAGCCGCCGAGCCCGCCCCCGAGCCUGCCGAGCACAAUACGGCAGCCGCAAGCCUCCGCGGGAGCUGAUCUCCACGGCACUGGAAGGUGCAG
This is a messenger RNA of Prorocentrum cordatum, 569 nucleotides long. The record is from the annotation of a GenBank genome assembly. NCBI's taxonomy places the organism in Eukaryota, Dinophyceae, Prorocentrales, Prorocentraceae.